Molecule: messenger RNA, 2874 nt
Organism: Hordeum vulgare subsp. vulgare (domesticated barley)
Lineage: Eukaryota; Viridiplantae; Streptophyta; Magnoliopsida; Poales; Poaceae
Product: G-type lectin S-receptor-like serine/threonine-protein kinase B120
Exons: 7
Coding region: 1-2445 (814 amino acids)
Biological process (GO): protein phosphorylation; recognition of pollen
Molecular function (GO): ATP binding; protein serine/threonine kinase activity
Source: RefSeq, a predicted model, not a curated record
AUGGCUAUGCACUACAUUCCCAUCUUCUUCCUCCUGUUCUUGAGUUCAUUCUGCAAACCUGACGACCAGCUCACACAAGCAAAGCCACUCACCGACCGCGACAUCCUCAUCUCCAAGAGCGGGGACUUUGCUCUGGGCUUCUUCUCCCCGACAAGCUCCAACAAGAGUUUUUACCUUGGCAUAUGGUACCACAGCCUCCCCGGGCCACGGACCGUCGUGUGGAUCGCCAACCGAGAUGACCCAAUCAUCAACCCUUCCUCCAUGAUGCUCAAGGUAACUAACAAUUCUCGCAUGGUAUUAUCUGACUCCAAAGGCCGCGUUAUUUGGAUGGCAGCGAGCAAUAUCGUCACUACUGGGGCGGCAGGAGCUUAUGCAGUACUACUCAACUCGGGGAACUUUAUCCUCCGGUCUUCGGACAACCAGGACAUAUGGUCGAGCUUCGAUCAUCCGACCGAUACCCUCCUUCCAAGCAUGAGAUUUUUGGUGAGCUACAAGGCACAAGUCGUCGCACGUCUUGUUGCUUGGAAGGGCCUGGAUGACCCAUCUUCUGGGGACUUCUCAUGGAGGGGGGACCCAAAAUCCCCAGACCUUCAGUUGGUAACGUUGUACAAGUCUAGGGUAUAUUGUCGUAUCCUUGUGUUGGACGGUGUGUCGGUGUCAGGCCGCACAUCUGUAACCAACACUAGCUCCAUCUUGUACCAAACAGUUGUCAAUUCUGGAGACGAGUUCAGUUUCAUGUUCGCCGCCUCCGACAACUCACCGUUCACGCGCCUCAUGCUUGACUACACUGGCAAGAUGAAGAUUCUAGGCUGGGACAAUCACUCCAUGUCAUGGACAGUCAUCAUUGAGCGCCCCAAUAAUGAUUGUGAUCUGUAUGGUUCGUGUGGCCCGUUUGGCUAUUGCGACUUCACUGAGGCCAUUCCAACAUGUCAGUGCUUUGAUGGGUUUGAGCCUGUAGACAAUAGUAACUCUUUUAAAGGAUGUCAAAGAACACAAGCGCUGAACUGCCAGAAGCAAAGUCAUUUCACGUCUUUUCCUGGAAUGAAAGUUCCUGACAUGUUCCUGCAUAUACCGAACAGAAGCUUGGAUGACUGUGCAGCUGAGUGCAUCAACAAUUGCUCGUGUACUGCGUACGCUUAUGCCAGCUUGAGUAGCGGAGGUGCUAUGGCGGACCUGUCAAGGUGCUUGGUUUGGUCAGGGGAGCUUAUUGAUGCUAAGAAGAGAACCGUUGGCGAGAAUCUGUACCUCCGACUUGCCAAUUCUGUCCACAAAAAAACCGGUCCAAUAAAGAUUGUACUCCCCAUUAUAUCAUGUCUGCUACUACUAGCAUGCAUAGUCUUCAGCUGGAUGUACAUAUACAGAGGCAAAAGGGCAAAGAAGAAAAAACAGAAGAAACUGAUGCUAGGAUACAUUAGCACAUCCAACUACCUACAAAGCAAAAAUACAGAUUUUCCGUGUUUCAGCUAUGAAGACAUACUUUCAGGAACAAAGUUUUUUGCGGAUUCCAACUUGCUUGGACGUGGAGGUUUUGGCAAAGUUUACAAGGGCGCACUGGAAGGUGGAAAUGAAGUUGCUGUCAAAAGGCUUAGUAAGAGUUCUGGACAAGGUAUAGUGGAGUUCAAAAAUGAAGUAGUUCUAAUUGCAAAACUGCAGCACAAGAACCUAGUCAGACUUCUCGGCUGCUGCAUUCAUGAAGAUGAGAAGUUAUUGAUCUAUGAGUACUUAGCUAACAAAAGUUUGGAUGCCUUUCUUUUUGAUCAUGCACGAAAACAUGUGCUCGAUUGGUUGACACGGUUCAAAAUAAUUAAAGGAAUAGCUAGAGGCCUUCUUUAUCUCCAUCAAGAUUCAAGAUUAACAAUAAUUCACAGAGAUCUCAAAGCAAGCAACAUUUUGUUGGAUAUGGAAAUGACUCCUAAAAUUUCAGAUUUUGGUAUGGCAAGGAUCUUUGCUGCAAACCAGAAUCAUGCUAACACUACCCGGGUCGUCGGAACAUAUGGUUACAUGUCCCCUGAAUAUGCCAUGGGAGGUACAUUUUCUGUGAAAUCAGACACUUAUAGCUUUGGGGUUCUUCUCUUGGAGAUUGUCAGUGGCUUGAAGAUCAGCUCAGCUCAGCUCAAAAUGGAAUUUUGUAGCCUUAUAUCUUAUGCCUGGAGAUUAUGGAAAGCUGGAAAAGCAACUGAACUGGUGGACUCUUUCAUUGCUGCGAGCUGCCCACUUCAUGAAGUUGUACGAUGCAUUCAUGUGGGACUCUUGUGUGUCCAAGAUCAUCCAAAUGAUAGGCCACUAAUGUCCUCCGUUAUGUUCAUGUUAGAGAAUGAAAGCGCAAUGCUUCCACCUCCAAAGCAUCCUGUAUACUUUGCUCUAGGUAAUCCUGAAGGUGAACAGGCCAGUGAGAGCACGAGUUCCUCGAAUGCAAUGAGCAUCACAAUGCUCAAAGGCCGUUAGUUGGUGUAUAACUUAGUGUGAGUGUACAUCAUAGGCGGAGCUAGUAUGAAUGAGCUGGGUUCACCUAAACUGAAUUACCUUGUAUAUUCUAGUACUAAAUCACUUGUUAGAAUUAUCUUUAUUUGGGUUGACCCAAUAGUUUGACACAGGUGAACCAGUAAAGCAUGUGUUUUGGCUUCGCCCCUGGUGUACAUAGUCGUAUGCUUUAUGAUUUACUCUCUGAACUGAAGUUCUGCUUAGGUGGUUGCAAUAUUUGUGAGCCUAUUGUACAAGAAAAGUUGUGAAUAACAGUGUGGAGCAACCAUUGAGCUAAGGAGGCCGCCUGCCCGGCUACCCUUAUUAUGGUCCUCGACGUCCAACCACAUUGUAUUUUAUUGAUAGAAGAGUUAUAUUACGGAACAUUUUAAUCAUCAUCAAUUCUUGUAACUA